Limulus polyphemus (Atlantic horseshoe crab) is the source of this 4079-nucleotide messenger RNA. Its product is annotated as Down syndrome cell adhesion molecule-like protein 1 homolog. Bases 62 to 2140 code for a protein of 692 amino acids. Gene Ontology annotation, molecular function: protein binding. The transcript is spliced from 14 exons. The record is from RefSeq and is a predicted model, not a curated record. Lineage: Eukaryota; Metazoa; Arthropoda; Merostomata; Xiphosura; Limulidae.
AAAGAACAUUUUAUGGAUAAAUACAUUUCCUGCAAGGAUUAUCAGCUUUGGUCAGUCUUUAAUGUCUCUUCUUGGAGGUAUGGUCUUUCUACCAUGUCAUGCUGUUGGACAUCCACAACCUGGACGCAAGUGGACAGUUGGGAUUCGUCGUUUAUUUCAUUCCAGGAGCAAGCCCUUUGUAAAAUCUGAACGAAUGGAAGUGCAGAAUGAUGGGUCACUGUUUAUUAGAAAGCUUCAGCAACUGGAUACCAACAAUUAUACCUGUCAUGUACACAAUAAACAUGGUGCUGAUGAAAUUACAUAUUCUUUGGCCAUGCAGGCACCACUUGAAGGACUGGAGGUGAAACUUUUAUCAACAUCUUUAAACACAGCAAAUUUCUCCAUAUCAGAAACUUUCAUGGAAGGCAAAGUUCAAGAGUUUAGUGUCCAUUAUAUGCCUGAAGGCGGACAAUGGAAACAGCACCAUUUAGAUAGAAGAGCAAAACAUUUCUUUCUUGAAGAUCUCCGGUGUGGGACUAAUUAUGAGCUAUAUUUAAUUGCUUUUGUUGAAGAAAACCAGAAACGUAGUGAACAGGUUCUGUUCAGAACAAAAGGGACAGCACCUUCCACACCCACUAAAGAAGAGCUGCUAAGUGCUAAUGCUACCCACAUACUCAUACAUUUGUCUGCUUGGGAAAAACCUAAAAGUUGUCCAGUGACCCGAAUGGUCAUAGAUUAUCGCCUCCAAAAUCAAGAUCACUGGACACCUUUUCUGGACAAAGUGGCUCCAAUGCACCAAAAUCAUGUGGUUAUACCUGAUCUUAACUCAGAAACAUGGUAUGUCAUCCGAAUCAUGGCUCAUACUGAUGAUGGUUUGGUGAAAACAGAGUAUAAUAUCAAGACCCAAAGGCAGUUUACUGCAUUUCCACCAGAUUCCAGUAACCCAGGUCAUGUUUCCUCCUCUACAUCAUUUUUCCAGGAUACCACUACAUUAGUAUCUAUGGUUUCAUCUGUUGUGGUGCUGAUUGCUGGUGUUGUUGCAGUGGUGUGCCUUGUGACGUACAAGCGUCGGCGAAGUAACGACAACCGCCAUCGUUACAGAUCCAAUAGAGCUCAGGCUACAGAGUCAUCUUCAAGGAAUGACUUAGCAACCACUACAGCUCUGAUGUCUCAUACAGAGAAAAAGUCUCAGCGCUCAGAAGCAAGUCACCAUAGCCACAGUCGAGAACACCAGCCAUAUUUUUCUUCUCCUGUACGAAAAGUCACUCCUUCAAACAAUGUUUCUCAGGCCAAGCAAGUCAACAAUACUCCCUCAACUAGCCAUUUCUUUGAAGAAGAAAUAGCUCCCUAUGCAACUUUUCGGUUACCUGAAGAAAGAGAAAAUAUUGAAGAAACAGAAGAAUUUAAAACAUUUAGUGUAAAACAUGGGGAACCCCCAUAUCUAACAAAGGCUAGUCUCGACCCUCCUUCAAGAAAAAGUGGAAAAGGAGGUGAAGAAUUUUGUACUCAUAGUCAAUGUACAGCACCCAAUAGCCAUAGCCUUACCUCAGGGUCUUCCAAUCAAGAAGAGCUUAUGCGAGCCUAUGAAUAUGCUCGUCGGCACCCACCUCCUUCCUCGAACUAUGAACAAGUUCGCGGCCUGAGUCUUGUCAGUGGCACAACUGGUGGAUCAGAAGCAACAGAUCCAGGAAUUCGUCAAUUCACUGGGUCUCCUCCUAAACCCAAUGAACGACGUCAAGGUGCUUGUUUUGCUCUUGGCAUUCCGAGUAGCACAUCAGUUAUAAAGCAUGACACCAGUUCCUCGGAUGAAGUAACACCAGUGAACAGUCCUCCAAAAAUAUGUGAACUAGUUGCCAACUUUGGAGUGCUAUCCCAAGACAAAAGCCGUCAGUCCUGGGGUGGGGCAAAAGUCCGAGCCCAACCAACAAGCAGAAGAAGUUCAAAGGGAAUAAAAAAAGGUCUUUCUAGUGAUGAGAGUGACAGUGAAGGAACUAUAUAUACAUUCAGCCAAGCUGACACAGUGAUUUUACGAGGUAGUAGUAGGAAUGAUCUCUCUGAAGUAGAGUGUGAGUGGGAUCGACUUGCUAGGAUCCCUAGAGGUCCAUUUCCUAGACGACCCCCUCCACGCAUCACAACAAAGUCUGAUAUCAUCGACUGUUAGCACCUGCAGCACGAAAACUUAGAAAUCAUCCUGUUUCAUUGAUUCACAAUUUAACCUCUGUAAGCUCACAGUGUGGUAACUCAACUCAAGUGGUUUUUCUCUCACCUGUUAAUUCCCAAUUUGUUUUAAAUCCUACAGCUUUAUUUUAUAUAUAUAUAAUUUAUGUAAUCUUGUUGGUCAUCAAGAUACUAUAGAAAUAUUGUAUCAGUCUUAGAGAGCAAAAGUUCUCAACAACAAUAUUUAGUGUUAUUAAGAUCAACUUUCCCCAGUAAUUAAGUUCUAGUCAGUCAAUAACCGUCCUAACUUCCUCAGUAAUAUUUCAUGGUUUUUAUGAAUGAAGUUUAGAGUAAAUUUUUCUGGUAAUAUUUGUCAGAUUACAUCUAAUUUAUUUCCUUAAUUUUGAGACUUCAAAUAAUACAGUAAUAAAUACAUUUUCCUACCAUAAAUAUUAGUCAUUUAAAAUAAGGAUUGAUUCAUAAUCUUUACUGUAAUAACUUGUGUAUUUUGAACAUUUUUGUUAUCAGCAAUUUUGCAUAGUAUGUUUACAACUGCCAUAAUUAGGUAGUAAUUAAUUUUUGUUGAUCACUCUUUGUUUUUUGAAAAUGUUGGCAGGCUAAGCAGAACUUGAAUUAUUAUCUUCCUAUUCCAUGUUUCAAGCCAUAACUGAUCAAUACUUUGUGUUCAGAUGUUGCAGUCUUUCAUUGAUAAACUGGAAAUUAAAUCAGGUGUUUUUGAUUUAUCAAACCAUUUCUAACUAUAAUUUUAAUUAUAACAAGCAGCUCGAUUUAAAUAACUUCAAUCAUCACAAAUUAUAUAUUAUAAGUGUGAGAAAUACCUACUUUCAAAACAGUCAUUAGUAAAAAUCCAACUGCAAUGUACUAUCAUCAGUUCCAAUAAAUACCAGUCAUCAUCAGUGCAAUUUAAGUGUAAAAAAAAAUUAAUGAACUCCAACGAUCAAAAAUAUAUUAAUAAAAAAAGACUGUCACAAAUCUUUACCAUAAGAGUACAAAUCAUUUGUCAUGAAUACUCAACUUUAUGUAAGUGUUAACAUAUUAUUUUGUUCCUUACUGAGUUGUGGUUAUAGUCAAAGCUCAGGAAUAGUUAAAUUGUUUUUCACAGACAUUCAUAACCAAUAGUUCAAUUAUUACAUACUUAUUAACUUUACAUCUUCUGGCUUUUUCAGUUUUUUACAAUGUCUGAAUUCUUUUUCUGCUUUUUACUUACAUCCAUCCUAACCUGUUUUUCAAAUUUUUUUUUUAUAAUGAAGUGAAACUACCAGUAUAGCAUUAGUUGUUAAAAACAUUUGAUUAUAUCAUUUUAACACUAUACCUAUUAGUUAUCCUGUCACAGUCUCUCACUUGCAGGUACAUAACCUAUUUGUUUACAACUUCAAGUUUCCUGUGCAUUUGUCUCAGAUUUUCUACCACUGAAACAUUAAACCUGCAUUACAAAGAAAUUUAUAGUUACAAUAGCACAUAAGCAUGUGCUUCAACUAAGUUACAUUUAUAUGGUAAUAAGUUUUGAAAGAUAUUUGUCCAGUUUAAAAACAUGUUUUUAUCAAAUAUUGAAAUCGAAUAAACUAGCAAGUUGAUUAGACAAAUUGAUUUGAUGGAUCGUGUAAGAUAACAUCCUACAUGUUGAAAAUAAAACAAUUGAAUGGAAGAAGUAAAAUGCACUGAGCUGUAUACAAAGUUCAAUAAUAGAUAUAUGUACAACCUACAUAUCAUAUAUUCAACCCUAAAAAAAGAUCCCACUAGUCAGAGCAGCCUUUAUUAUUAUUGCUAUUGACAAACGCAGAGUAUUACAUGCUUUCAACGUGAACAUCCAGUAUUUCAGCUACUGCAGCCUAAACAUGUCGGGUGUUAUUGUGGUGUGUACUGAUAUUAGUAGAUAUUUCUUGAGAUUUAAUGUCUUUAUGUAUUAAAAUAUUUUCAUAGUU